Asparagus officinalis (garden asparagus) is the source of this 1794-nucleotide messenger RNA. RefSeq lists its product as uncharacterized. Gene Ontology annotation, biological process: calcium ion transmembrane transport; intracellular calcium ion homeostasis. The record is from RefSeq and is a predicted model, not a curated record. NCBI's taxonomy places the organism in Eukaryota, Viridiplantae, Streptophyta, Magnoliopsida, Asparagales, Asparagaceae. Gene Ontology annotation, molecular function: calcium:proton antiporter activity; calcium ion binding. The transcript has 7 exons. Gene Ontology annotation, cellular component: membrane. Bases 85 to 1587 code for a protein of 500 amino acids.
UCCGGCCUCUCCCUGCUUCCGUCGGCGGAGGAGGAGGAGAAGUGCGAGCAGACGUAUGGAUUCUUGCCGUGCACGACGACGGUGAUGGGUAACUUGUUCCUGGUGAUCGCCUACGGGUUCUUGAUGUUCAAGGCGGCGACCUACCUGUCGUCGGGGAGCGAGCUCUUGCUUGAGAUCUUGGGGCCUGGGCUCGUUGGCGGGCUUUUGUUGCCUAUUCUUGGCGCGCUCCCCGAUGCGAUGCUUAUUUUAGUAUCUGGACUUUCUGGAAGUAAAGAAGAAGCUCAAAAACAAGUUUUAAUUGGAAUUGGCUUGCUUGCUGGUUCAACAGUCAUGCUUUUGACAUUACUAUGGGGAUCUUGUGUUGUUGUUGCCAAGUGUGAUCUCUCAGAGAAUUCAACAUCAGUAGAUUUGCGAGACACAAAACGGUUUAGUCUUUUUGGAUCUGGUAUUACAACAGAUUUGCAAACUACCUAUGCCGCUAGAAUCAUGGCUAUAUCUAUUGUUCCCUUCGUUAUUGUGCAACUACCAAGGAUUUUUAAGUUUCCGUCAGGACAACGUCUGAUGGUUUUGGUAGCAUUCAUUGUUUCUGUUGCACUUGUUCUUUCUUAUUGCCUGUAUCAGGUCUUUCAGCCAUGGAUUCAGAAGAGAAGACUAGCGUAUGCAAAGCAUAAGCAUGUGAUUUCAGGUAUUCUAAGGCAUGCCCAAAUGUCAGCUCUCGGGCGUCUUUUAACCAGUGAAGGAGAACCUAAUGUACCUGUAAUUAAAAAGUUGUUUCGUAAAAUUGAUUUGGAUUCAAGCCAGGCACUGUCACGUGCUGAGUUAAGAGCCUUUAUCAUAGGAGUCCAAUUUGAUGAAAUAGACUUGGAUAGAGAUGAUGCUGUAAAUAAAGUGAUGGAUGAGUUUGAUACAUCGGGCAAUGAAAAUGUUGACGAAGCAGAGUUCAUUAAUGGAAUCUCUAGAUGGAUUAAAGAGGCCAAACACACAGUUGGAGCUUCUGGUGUUUACUCCAAGAAGUUCAUGCAUGAUUUCCAUAAGAGAACAAAGGAUGAACAUAACAUGUUGAUCGAAAAAAGUGAUGAGACUGUAGAGACUGUUGAAAAUCCUACUUGGAUAUCUGUCAAAGCUCUCUUGCUAUUAUUGCUGGGAACUGCGAUGGCAGCUGCAUUUGCCGAUCCUCUUGUAGAUGCUGUUGACAAUUUUUCAGUUGCUACAAAGAUACCUUCAUUCUUCAUCUCUUUUAUCGCAAUGCCUUUAGCUACUAACUCUAGCGAGGCUGUUUCGGCACUUAUUUUUGCCAGCCGAAAGAAGCAAAGAACGGCUUCACUAACAUUCUCUGAGAUAUAUGGUGGCGUAACCAUGAACAACACACUUUGCAUGGCUGUAUUCUUGGCUCUUGUAUAUUUGAGAGGCUUGACGUGGGACUUCUCAUCUGAAUCCCUCAUCAUCCUUCUCGUCUGCAUCGUGAUGGGUCUGUUCACAAGUUUCCGCACUACGUUUCGGCUAUGGACUUGCUCGGUGGCGUACCUGCUCUACCCAUUGUCUCUUAUCAUCGUUUAUGUCCUGGACUUCGUUUUCGGGUGGUCAUAGACUGUGAUGGGAGUGAAUGUUGUACGACGGGGAGAAUGCUAGUGUUAUGCGAGUGUGAUUCUUCUUUCUGAAGUCUUUAGCUUUAAUGGAAAGACAAUAAUAUGUUUUGUAGUGAAAAGAGUCAUUUUUGGUUAUGUUUUUGCCCGUAUUAUUUACUGUGGCCUAUUUGCAAUUGAAACGUGGAAGUGCACUUUUAGCCUUUUAUCU